Molecule: messenger RNA, 2090 nt
Organism: Parasteatoda tepidariorum (common house spider)
Lineage: Eukaryota; Metazoa; Arthropoda; Arachnida; Araneae; Theridiidae
Source: RefSeq, a predicted model, not a curated record
UUUAAAAAAAAUUGAAUUAAAUUUUACUUCUGGUUUCAUAAUCUCAUAGAAACGAAGCGUCUGUUUUGUUGUGUUUGCGCCGAAGCCAAAGAUCUUUUUCUUAAUCUCCUUCAUGUCAAAAUUUAACGUUCAACAUUUUCUUAAAGAUGGGAUGAUGAUUAUCUAAACUAUUUGAAAUGGUUAUUGGAACUGAAAGCAACAUCCAUAUCUAUGAUAAAGAUAUCGAGAGGUUGCUGGUUUCUUUAGACAAAAUUUGUGAGAAAGUUGAUGGCAGAGAAGCAGAUGUCAUAUUUUUGCGUCAUUUACUACAAAGUCACUCACUACAAGCUCUUGUUCUAGUUCACAACAGAGUUUCUACUUAUAAUGGUCAUCAGAUACGUCCAGCUGUCUUCCAAACUUCUAGUCUCUCUGAAGAGGUAGAAACAAUUGUGAUAUCAUUAGAAUCUAGUUUAAGUUCCGAAGCUAGAGAACUGAGCUUUUUACUUCAAAAACCUCAUUUUCAGGCACUAUUAGCUACACACGACUUAGUAGCAAAAAAAGAUUUUGAUCCUGCCCUACCUGAGAUAAUUCAAGAAGGAGAUGAUGAUGAAGAAACUGUAAAAAUUGUACAAUUGGUGAAGAGUAAUGAACCUUUAGGAGCCACUAUUAGGUAUGAUGAAACAACUGGCUCAAUAGUUAUAGCUAGAGUUUUACAUGGUGGAGCAGCUGAUCGAAGUGGUCUUAUCCAUGCUGGAGAUGAAAUUCAUGAAGUAAAUGGGAUAAAUAUUAAAGGAAAAUCACCAUAUGAUGUGGUAACUAUUUUGCAAUGCAGAGAAGGACCUAUAACUUUUAAAAUUGUUCCUAAAGAAGAGUGUGUUCCAUCGCGAGAAAGUCGUCUUCGAGUACGAGCUCACUUUUGUUACGAUCCUUUUGCUGACAGCCUUAUACCUUGUAAAGAAGCUGGUCUUCCUUUUUACAAAGGAGAUGUCUUGCACAUAGUGAACCAAGAAGAUCUCAAUUGGUGGCAAGCUAGAAAGCAUGGAGAGAAGAACUCUCGAGCCGGUUUAAUUCCUAGUCGACAACUUCAAGAAAGGCGAUUUGCAGAAAUGAGAGAUUUGUCAUCUUUAAUUCAAGAUGACUUUGUGGCUGGCUGCAAAAUACCUGUUCGUAAGGACCAUCGACCAAGAAAAAUAAAAAAGAUAAUGUAUGAUGCUACUGAAAAUGAUGAUUUUGAUAGAGAAGAAAUUGCUACUUAUGAAGAAGUGGCUCGAUUAAACCCUAGGCCAGGCUUACACCGUCCCAUAAUUUUAAUAGGUCCACCUGGAGUAGGAAGAAAUGAGCUCAAGAGAAGAUUAAUUGCUUCUGAUCCUGAUCAUUUUAGACAAACCAUACCACAUACUAGUCGUCCAAAAUUUCCAUGGGAGAUCGAUGGCAAAGAAUAUUUCUUCAGUUCUAGGGAAAGCAUGCAAGAAGAAAUUAAAAUGGGUUGGUUUGUUGAAUAUGGGCAGUAUAAAGGUAAUUUGUAUGGCACCAGUUUGGAAACUGUCAAGUCUAUUAUUAAUGCUGGAUAUGUGUGUGUCAUGACUCCUCAUCCCCAGGCAUUGAAAGUAUUAAGAACACCUGAAAUAAAACCCUACCUCAUCUUCAUCAAGCCCCCUCCUCUGGAAAUAUUAAAAGAAACAAGAAUUAGGGCUAAUGCUAGAUCAACUUUUGAUCAGUAUUGCUCUAGAGGUUUUACAGAUGGUGAAUUUCAUGAAAUAGUAUAUGGUGGACACAAAUUAGAAUUUUUAUACGGACACAUGUUUGAUGCUGUGAUUGUAAAUGAUGACCUUUUACGAGCAUUUCAAGAAUUAUUACAUAUAGUGAAAAUAGUCGAAAGAGUGCCUCAAUGGGUUCCUGCCAGUUGGGUUGCAUCCAGCUAAAGAGUAGAAUCAGUGCAGAAAAAAAAAUAGUGAAACUAGAAUUUUAUUUUUAAAGUGUCCAUAUUUUCCAUUGUGGCAUCAUUAAAAUGAUGCAAUUUUAUGUGAUCAGAGUUUUUAUACUUAUAACGUUUAUAAAUAUAUUUAUACAUAGAUUGUACAUAUAUAUAGAAUAAAUUAUUACUUAAGUUA